Molecule: messenger RNA, 3290 nt
Organism: Labrus bergylta (ballan wrasse)
Lineage: Eukaryota; Metazoa; Chordata; Actinopteri; Labriformes; Labridae
Gene: tbc1d22b
Product: TBC1 domain family, member 22B
Biological process (GO): activation of GTPase activity
Molecular function (GO): GTPase activator activity
Source: RefSeq, a predicted model, not a curated record
ACUAGCAUCCCUCCACCGUCGUCACUCUUUCGCCUUCUCCCAUUGGUCACUUUCACUGCACCUGCUCGACCGCUCCCGCCAAUCACGCGUUCCGUUCCGUGUGCUCCAAGAUGGCGACUUCCAGUACUCGCAUCGGAGACCGUCGCAUUUGAAAGCCGAAUAAAACGAUCUCUCCCGGGCGGUUAAAGUCGAGAGAAGGCAGACCAGGAGGAGCCGAGAGGGGCCGGGAUACCGUCAGUCAAACCCCAUGGUCUGCUGGAGCCGGGGGCCGGUGUCCGUGUGACGGGGGGGUCGUGUUAUCCGAGUAUGGCCACCGAUAACAGGAUCAAUUUUUGGAGGAGAAAUGCAAAGGUUCCCGGAAGCGUACAACCCGUUUACGGAGCACAGCAUCCGCCUCUCGACCCGCGCUUACGACGCACGUAUCCCAAAGAAACAAAGCCCAAGUUCAACAACCUCAAGACUAAAAAGGCAUCCAGCUUCCACGAGUUCGCCCGCAGCACCAACGACGCCUGGGACAUCGACGAUGAGGAGGACGAGGAUUUCCUCGCCCCGGCUUCCUGUCUGCCUUCAGGGCUGCACUCUUCAUCGUCACAGCAGCAGCAGAAUGAGGUCGCUCACUCAGAGACUGAGGUGUCACACAGACUGGCCCCCCCCAGGACAGACGCUCAGACCCUGCAGGAGGACGAGGACGAGGAGGAGGAAGAAGAGUUUGAUCACGUCAACAGCAAGGUGGUCAAAUCGAGCAGUGACGUCCACCUGAGCACGUCCUCAGUUCGCUCCACGCUGCAGAAGCAGCAGUCUCUCCCGGUCCGUCCCAUCAUCCCUCUGGUCGCUCGGAUCUCCGACCAGAACGCGUCAGGAGCUCCGCCCAUGACGGUGCGCGAGAAGAGCCGGCUGGACAAAUUCAAGCAGCUGCUGUCGAGUCCCAACACUGACCUGGAGGAGCUCAGGAAGCACAGCUGGUCAGGAAUACCAAGAGAAGUCCGUCCAAUCACAUGGAGGCUCCUCUCUGGUUACCUGCCGGCCAACAAAGAGCGCAGAGAGCACGUGCUGCAGAGAAAGAGAGAGGAGUACUUUGGCUUCAUCGAGCAGUAUUAUCACUCCAGAACAGACGAGCACUUUAAAGACACGUACAGACAGAUCCACAUCGAUAUUCCAAGAACCAACCCUCUGAUCCCGCUGUUCCAGCAGCCGGCCGUGCAGGAGGUGUUUGAGCGAAUCCUCUUCAUCUGGGCGAUCCGUCACCCGGCCAGCGGAUACGUUCAGGGCAUCAAUGACCUGGUCACGCCUUUCUUUGUCGUCUUCCUAUCGGAGUUUGUCACCGAGGACGUGGAGAACUUUGAGAUGGCCGCUCUGCCUCAAGACACGCAGAGAAACAUCGAGGCCGACACCUUCUGGUGCAUGAGCAAACUGCUGGACGGAAUACAGGAUAACUACACGUUCGCUCAGCCGGGAAUCCAGAACAAAGUGAAAGCUUUGGAGGAGCUGGUCAGCAGGAUCGACGAGGACAUUCAUAAUCACUUCAAGAGGUACGAGGUGGAGUAUCUUCAGUUUGCUUUCCGCUGGAUGAACAACCUGCUGAUGAGGGAGCUUCCUCUCAGGUGUACCAUCCGCCUGUGGGACACCUACCAGGCUGAAGCUGAAGGUUUCUCUCACUUCCACCUCUACGUCUGCGCAGCUUUCCUCAUCGAGUGGCGGAAAGAAAUCCUGUCCAUGAUCGACUUUCAGGGUCUUCUUAUGCUCCUGCAGAACCUACCCACAAUCCACUGGGGUAACGAGGAGGUGGGUCUGCUGCUGGCUGAAGCAUACAGACUGAAGUACAUGUUUGCCGACGCUCCGAGCCACUACAAGAGAUAAAAGCUGGACGCCACAAACACACGUUAUCAUUUCAAACGGAGGGCAGACCCGAUGGAGGCUCACCGCAGCUCCUCUGUUCAGUGAACGCCACGCUGAUGGUGCGUUCAUGGUGCACACGCUGAGAGACUAUGAGACUUAACAGACUGUUACACUUCUUCUGAUGAGUGUUCAGAAGAAGAUGCUGAAUGUUUGACAUCAUCUGUUUAUUUUCCACUCUGUAUUUUAUUUUGAAAGGGUUGAUGAGGGAACAUUUGAAGGUCUAACGGGUUCUUUAGUGUCACACUGUAAAGCUGUUUUCUGUUUUAUAUUUUUUUUAUUUAUCAUGAUGUGCUCCGUACAAUCAGCGAACACGCCUCCUUCAGUCUGAUCCUCUAAACGCCAUGACGCUGUGUUCAAACACUGAGACUUAAAGUAUCUGGUGUGUACGUCUGAUUGUUUCAGGCAUUCACGUCAGGCUAUGGCGUUGUCCGGCCCGAUGUUCAGGCUUGUCUCUUUUGGCGUCCUCACAACGUUCAAUCAGUCUUUUUUUGUAAAACUCCAAGUCAUUACAAAUUCCUCUUCAAACAUUAAGAACACAAAGAAACAUGCAGCAGAGGGCAGAGGUCAGAUUUGAACCCACAGCCGCUGUGAUCAGGACUAUAGCGUCCGUACAUGGGCUGCACAACAUAACCACUAGGCCACCCCACAAAGAAUUAGUGAUGACCUCAGCGUCCUGGCGCUUUUUGAAUGAGGGUUGAACGGGGGCAGUCAGUGUUUCCUCACAGGAAGUGAUCUGAUUGGAUCUCUGGAGACCUGCUGGUUCAUGUAGCUUCUCACUUCGUCUCUCAGAUGAUUUUUAAUCUGAUGGUAGAACUCACUAAAGUGAAUCUGAACUUUUAGAAAAAGUGAAAUUAGAAAAGAUGUUUUAAACGCUCCUCUCAGCCUCCAUGAGUGUUUGAAGAACAAACAUGGAGUGUUGUCGUCAUGGCGAUCUGUGAAGGACGUGACACCGCGGGUGUUUUGUAAAGUAUGACAAUCGUCAGCUUCGGCACGCUGAUUUCUCAGACAUGACUUUUUAUUUCUAGGAUUUUAAAUCAGGACUCAAAGCGAGCUACAUUCCUGCUUUCAGCGUCGUAGAAUCAAACAAAGUGGAUCCAGAAACAAGUCAGAAAUCAAACCCUGUUUCUGUUUCUGCUGUUUGUCUGCAGCUUGUUGAAUGUUUCUGUGUUUCCCUUUUCUCGCCUUUAUAGCCUUAAACUGGGUUUCUUCAUUCAGGUGAGCCAGCUGAUUGUGUCUCCAACCUUCAGGUGUGUGUGUUGAUGUGUUCAUGCUGUUCUAACAAUAAUACGCCAAACCUGUUUUAGAGUGUCGCUAGCCCAAUGAAGAGUUUGAAAUGAUUACAGUUCCUGCUGUAUAUGAACGUUUUGUUUAUAUUAAACGAUUGAUCCUCUUCA